Messenger RNA from Prorocentrum cordatum, 516 nucleotides. Lineage: Eukaryota; Dinophyceae; Prorocentrales; Prorocentraceae. The record is from the annotation of a GenBank genome assembly.
AUGUGCCUGUACCUGGACGAGUUCCAGAUGCAGGGCGGCGGCCUCAUCGACUUCGCCGGGCUCACCGACCUGCAGCAGUACGAGGCGGCGAUGAAGCACCUGAACCCCGAGCGCGCCUCGCAGUGGUGGAGCUGGUUCCGCAUCUCCAGCGUCACGUACAGCAUGCUGCGGAGGCACCAGGGGAACGAGCCUGCCUGCGCGAGAAUCUGGAACGCGCACCUCUCCUGGUCCUCGAGGUACCCGUACUUCGACGAGGCCGAGAACGUCGAGAUGGUGAUGCGGUGCGAACGCUCGGAGGCGCAGGGCAAGAAGAUGUCCUUCCUGCCCACCCUGAUCAAGAUGGUGCGCUUCGACAACCCGGGCAUGCAGGUGCGCGAGACCGCCUGGCGGUGGACGCUGGCCUCCGGCGGUGCCCCGGCCGCGCCGCGGCCGGAGGCCCCUGGCGGCGCCGGCCGCCCGAUGGCCGACGGCUGCGCGGCGCCGGCGGGCCCCAGCGGCGCGGCGGCCGCUGCCUGA